Symbiodinium pilosum is the source of this 342-nucleotide messenger RNA. Lineage: Eukaryota; Dinophyceae; Suessiales; Symbiodiniaceae. The record is from the annotation of a GenBank genome assembly.
AUGAUGAUGAGCAUCAUUUCCAUGGGGCUGACGACCAUCACUUGGCUGAUUUUCGGCUUCACCUGGUCGUUCGACGAGUGGGGCGCUGGCAAGGGCUUCACCUAUGUGGGCUUCCGCAACCUGGACGCGGUGUGGCCCGACACCACAAUGCCAGGCAUGACUUUCGCUGUGUUCCAGAUGACCUUUGCGAUCAUUGCGGCAGCGAUCAUUUCCGGCGCGGUGGUGGAGCGCAUCCGCUUCUCUGCCUAUGCUGUCUUCAUUGUCGUCUGGGUGUUGGCCGUCUACGUCCCGCUGUGCCACUGGAUCUGGGGUGGCGGCUGGAUCGCCGAGAUGGGCGCCAAG